Molecule: messenger RNA, 1170 nt
Organism: Cokeromyces recurvatus
Lineage: Eukaryota; Fungi; Mucoromycota; Mucoromycetes; Mucorales; Mucoraceae
Product: mitochondrial carrier domain-containing protein
Exons: 6
Coding region: 74-1006 (310 amino acids)
Biological process (GO): mitochondrial L-ornithine transmembrane transport
Molecular function (GO): L-ornithine transmembrane transporter activity
Source: RefSeq, a predicted model, not a curated record
AUUAACGUUACUUUGUUUUUUAAUUUAUAUAAUAUAUACACAAAUAUAUAAAUAUAUUAUAUAAGACUUGAAUAUGUCAUCACUUACUGUAGAGACUAUUGAAAUUACAGAAAUCAAACCUGGUAUGUCGCAAGCUGUUAAGGAUUGCAUAAGUGGUACUGUAGGAGGUAUUGCCCAGGUUCUUGUUGGCCAACCUUUUGACACGGUGAAAGUUCGUCUUCAAACACAAUCAACUACAUCACCGUUAUAUACAGGCAUGAUGGAUUGUGUUAGAAAAACACAUUCUAAUGAAGGCUUUAAAGGUUUUUAUAAGGGUACUAUGACACCUUUAAUUGGUAUUGGCGCUUGUGUAUCCAUUCAGUUUGUUGUACUUGAAGCCAUGAAACGUUAUUUUACUAGAAUGAAUCAUAAAAAAUUACAAGAUGGUGAAUUUUUAAGCAAUGGGCAACUUUAUUUCUCCGGCGCAAUUAGUGGUUUAGCUAACUCGUUUGUGUCAGGGCCUGUGGAACAUAUACGUACAAGACUUCAAGUACAGAUAGGUACGGGCUUUAAUGGGCCUUUUGAUUGUAUCCGUAAAAUCUAUCAAUCUUAUGGUAUUUCUGGUAUCUAUAAAGGUCAAGUUAUUACAAUGGCACGUGAAUUUCAAGGCUAUGGUGCAUAUUUUUUAGCGUAUGAAUACCUCGUUCAAAGGGCUAUGAAGGAAAAUAAUUUAAAAAAACGCUCUGAAUUACCUACCUGGAAAGUAUGUGCUUUUGGAGCUGCAGCAGGCUAUGCUAUGUGGUUUACUAUUUAUCCCAUGGAUGCUAUUAAGUCUAAAAUUCAGACCGAUGGUUUUGAUACUCACACAAGACAAUAUUCUUCUACUCUUGAUUGUGCUCGUAAAACAUUUGCUAAAGAAGGUGUACCUGGAUUUUUCAGAGGUAUCGGCCCAUGCUUACUUCGUGCUGCUCCUGUUAAUGCUGUAACAUUUAUGGGAUUUGAAAUGGCCAUGCGUGUUUUAUCAUAGAACUUCAUAAGUCAUAUUAAUAUUCAGGAAAAAGAAAAGUAAAUAUUUACCUUCACAUGGUUAUUGAAACGUAGACAUAUGAUUCUGCUGAAUAAAGUUGAAACAUUCUAUACACAUAAACUUUUAAAUAGAGAAUACUCUUGCCAGAAAAUACAUAUUUAAAU